Auanema sp. JU1783 is the source of this 882-nucleotide messenger RNA. The record is from the annotation of a GenBank genome assembly. Lineage: Eukaryota; Metazoa; Nematoda; Chromadorea; Rhabditida; Rhabditidae.
AUGAAUCCCGCAGAUUAUCAUCCAAGAUUUCAAUUAGCUUUACGUAGAAGCCUGUUUUUUUUGUUUUUCCUUUCGAUAUGGUUCUUAGUAGGUACUGUAGUUUUUGCAUUUUUUACUUCUCAAAGUCAGAAAUUACCAAAAAUUUCCACGGCAGAAGAAAUUUUUGAAAAUAGACGAACUGCAUUAUUGAACGUUCUUUGGGCAGAAUCUGUUACUCAAUCUGAAUCAGAUUGGUAUUCACAGGCAAAUAAGAAAAUGGAACUCUAUGAGAAGAUACUUUCGUCGACUUUGAAGUAUCGUGAGAGUAGUAAUUCCAAUGUUCUGACAAAGGGAAUGAAAAAAGCAUUCUAUCUCAUUUCACUUGUCGGAUUGGGAGAAGUUGAUGAAUUCUCUACAGAAGAGAAGAUUUUUGCAGUAUUCUAUGUACUCAUAGGAGCUCCUAUAUUUCUCAUUGUUUUGACUCAAUUCAACAAAAUGAUUUCAACGUUAUGGAAGGGAUCGUCUGUGUACUGGCCAUUCAUUGGAUUCUUGUUCUUCUCAUCAGUUGCUUUCAAUGUUCUUCAUGAUGAUGACGAUCCAGAUGAAUCUUUUGUUGACGUCAUAUUCCGAGUAUUUCUUCUUUUCACAUCAAUUGGAAAUCGUUACUGUUCAUAUGAUAGUAUCAUGGCGUACCUUUUCAUAAUCAUUGGCCUUUCUUUCUCAGGAACAAUAUUCGCUCAUGUUCAGCAUGAAAUUGAACGAAACGUUCAUUCCAUUGAACUGAACUUCAACAAAACAUUUUCCGUGUAUGAACGAUGGAUGAGUGAGAAAGAAGAAACAACUAAUGGUUAUAAGACCAUCAUCGAGGAAGAUGAAGAUGAAGAUUACGAAGAAAGCAUUUAA